UCGGGAAAGUCGGGCGCGCGGAUUCACGGAUACUUUUCAGUUAGUUUACAAAUUUAUUCGCAGAACGCAAGUGAGUGCUUCGCGUUUGAUUCAGAUCCCGAGAUAUUGCCUGCAAUUGGAAUCGUCGGAUGGCGAACUAACGUUGCAUUUAAAAACUAUCGCUUCAGAUUAAUUGGCUUUUGGAGCGCACUCAACCGACUGAUCUUUACCCACCUCUUCUAGGCACAAACUGGAAUGACGAAAGUCAGAUUCCAAACACAACGAAGUUCAAUCAGCAGGAUGACCUCAAAAAGUAGUUUAAUCAGCCUCAGCUGCCUCCUGGUCCUUAUUCAAGCCCUAGCUCCCGCCAAAGCUGCAGUGCACUCAGUGUCCACCCACAAAAACGCAUCAUCCGUUUUGGGGCAAUUGGUCACCUCGAGCACCCUGGUGUGGGAGAGCUAUGACCCCAAGGAUGCCGCUCAGCUGCAAUUUGCCGUGGAGGGCGGAAAGUAUGUCACCGAGGAUGAGCACUACCCAAUCUACGUAUGCCGUGUGCCCAUCGACGGCUUCCAGGUGUCCGGCCACACCGAGAAAAUCCUUCAAAGACACGUCUGCGUUGCGGCCCACUAUAAGCACGGAAAGUACGACAACUUCGAUGUUCUGAUGAACAAGGGUCACCUGGGAAAGGUCGGCUGGCGUCAUUGGCGCAAGUUCGAUGCUGGAGUCCCGGUGGGUGCCAUUCGUAUUGGAGACGACUCCUACAUUGGACGCCACAGGGCCCCGAGUCAGCCUAACGCAGAGGGCAUUGUCACUCACUGGGGCGCAGACUUCAACCUGGGCCACUUGGAACACGUGGGCCUGGGGAAAAUUAAGGUAAUUGAGAACGAACGUGAAAAAUACUAUGACGAUGGCGAGGUUUUAGUCGAGACGGAGCCUUUCCGCUAUGAGCUCAGGGACAUCAAGUUGGAUCGCUUGCGCACUGAUACAAAGGAGAACCAGACUGAACUGGUAACUAGGAGGCUGGAAAAUCUGGGAGAUAAGUACAGCACUGUGGAGACUAUUCUUAGCUAUAGCUUUGACUAUACUCAGAACUGGGGAUCCCAUGAGGGCUUGGCUCGAGGUCUGCCCACAAAAAUAUUCGAAAAAGAUGUGCCCAUCCCGGCUGAAAUUAACUGGGCCCUGAAGCACACCGAGAAACGAUCGGAAAACAAGGCAGUUCACACGAAACUCUGGCCUGGCACGGCCAUUAAUGUUACGCUACGUGGCUACUAUGUAACCCUGGAGGCGCCGUACAGUGGAAAGCUAUUUGCAUUCUACUACGGCAGCGAUGAGAGCGUAUCCCGGAAGAUCAGCGCAGAGGUGCGCAAAAGCUACUUGAAGGAUGUGAAGCUGGAGUUCAGCCCAGUCUACUGGAUUGAGAACGGAACUCUGGUACCCACAACGACUACCACAACGACAACAUCCACAUCGACCACUACACAUGCCACCACAACCAGCACCAAUGAGCCUACGCCCAUCAACGAGCCCCCGCUGGUCCAUAUGAAGGAUACGGGCGUACAACAUUCGGGUCCCGAUACAUUAGAGAAAACCUUGCAGGACUCACCGUCCAGCAACGAAGUGAAUUCGCACGAGGCUCCCGAGAACAUGUCCUCUAAUCCUGGCAAGAACGAUGUGGCGCUGGCAGGGUUCGGGGUCAACGCAGCGGGGUCGAUAGCAACUGCAGGGUCGGCUUUCUUGACGCUGCUCGUAACGGUUUUCCAGAGUCUGUAGAUGGAAUUGAGCUCCGGACUUAGUAUAGCGUUUAAUUGUUGUUGUUGUACCUGUUGUACCCGUCUUUGAGAGCGAAAAGAAGAAGAAAUACGCAGAUAGACAUUAAAGGCUCCGAAAGGAGUUAGGCAUAUAAGAAAUAGGAGGUCCCGUAAGUGGGAAUAAUUUUGGUGUGAAAACUGAAAGCAAAAGUCGAUAUUUUUUAUACUUGUCCCAAGGCUUCUUCUAUAACACGCAUGCAAGUAGCAAUACGAAUUGAAAUUACCAAGAAGAAUAAACCUAAUACAUUCCUAAACUAAAUCCCUCACAAACGGAAAUGAAUCAAAAGUAUAAAUUAAAAAUAAAUAUAUAUAUUCAUGUAAACUAUAUAUAUAUCUGUAUGUAGAAAUAUUUUAAAGGUUUUUUUAUUUGCAAUGCAAAACAUAAUGUCUUAUGAUUUAACUGGCUUCUUAUUUCUUUAGUUAGUAAGCCACAUUAAUAGCAAGUAGAAAAAGUACUACAAAUAAAUUGACACUUUAUUUAGGGAUGAUAUUAUAAAUCACGCUCUCUUAAAUGAUGUAUGUAUAUGUCUAAAAUGUAAACCUAUGUGAAACAUAAGUACGAGAAUGUAUGUAAUUGAUUAAGAAAAACACUUAAAAUAUGUAAAUUAGAAACAUUUUCUUUAAACUCUUUGAAUUUAAAUAUGAUUUGCGUUCAUUCUUCAGAAUUGGUUUGGUUUUAAACUUGUAUGCGUCGAAGAUACAAUAAAUCUCUUAUUUUAUAAAAAAAAAUAAAGCUUGUAAAUUAAAAAUGAAAAAAACAAUUGGUUUUCUUUAUACAAAAUUGAAAGUUAAAUGCUUUACUAUGACACUCAGUUUUUUUAAUUUUCCUUAUAUCGUUUCUAAAACUAGACAUUUUAUUCAAACACGAAAGUCAGGCUUUCAAAAAUGUAGCCAAAAUGAAAAUGUUCGACUGAUUGGAGUUGAUUUAAUACAAAAUUAAUCUUAUGGCAACAUUAUAUCCCACUUUAUUACCGACCAAUUUAUAAAUAUUUACAAUCAAUUGAAUAGCUCAAUCGGGAUGCGAGACACCAUUUAAAAGAAGAUGAAUCGAUCUCAUGAUAUAUUCAACGCACAACCCUCUAAUAGCCUUGUCUAUACAUCCGAAUUUGUUCUUCGUGCAACACCUGUUAAAAGCUUAAGUAAAUGUGAAACAGGAAAGAAGAUAAAAGAGGCAGUCGAUUUUGGAUAUUCACUAUCCAACUGAUCUUGGGCUGGUUCCAACAGCUGAUGAUUUUUGUAUUUUAUUUGCUAUUUUUGUUAUUUGCCUUGUCAAUUUAAAUAACCAAUUAGCAUAUUAAAAUGCCAUGCAGUCUGUUGCCCUCUCGAUUACAAUGCAAAUCACGUUUUGUUGAAACGCUGUGAUAGUGAAAUAUAUGUCCAGUUUUGGUACACAUCACUUCACUCACUCGUUCUGCGCUGUUGGGCAAAGAACGACAAAAGUGGUUUGAUGAAAACCAAACCAAAAAGUGAAUUCGCGUUAGAAUCCAAUAUAUUGUUAUGCGAGCGAUAUUUUUAAAGCGUGACCACAUGAAGGCUAACAAACGGGUUUUAAUCUGGAUGAUGUUGUUUGGAGGCGUCAGACCUAUUGAAGAGAGUUACGCUAUAGUCUAUCGGCAUUGUUCAAUUAUCUAAAAUGAACUUGAGAGUGAAUGUGUCCAAAAUCGCAGUGCGAUUCUUCAAUAAUUUAACACUUUAAUAAAACUCGCUUGUAUUUAUUUCUAGUGAUGAGUGCGGCGGGAGUUUGUUAGCCAACUCAUCCUCGACUAUUGCUCUGGUCUGCUGACCAAAUUUAAUAUGCAUGGAUUGCUUGAAACAAAAGCCGCCAAUACCGCAGGUUCCAACCCCUUCCGUUGCAGCUCGCUGACAGGUUUUUGCCAACCUUCUGUACCGGCGUGCAAUCUGCUACCUCCGCUCCACCAUCCGCCGUACAUCCUGCAUUCAGGCGUAACGCGCGCUAACCCCCAACGUGCUUGACUUCACUGACGUAGGCAUAUGAAUGUGACCGCCUCUGCACUUUGUGCAUUGCUUCAGCUGCAUUAAGGGAUCUGGGCAUAACAGCGGUUCUGGCUGUGCCAUGUGCGUGCUGGUUACGUUUCAGCCUUUUACGCUUUGUAAUUUUCGGUUUCAGAAAUUGCAUAUAUUUGGCCUACAAUCGGUGGGUGGGGAAAAGCAGUCUGUCUGCCCGGCUAUUUGGUUAUUUAUUACUUUCGGGACUGACGCAGACAGGUCGCAGUCGCGGGCGCUUGGUUUCUUAAUUUUUUCAGUUUUAUUCUGUUACUUAGCUACAUCUUAAGAUCCUAUUUUAACACUUAAAUAACAAAAAUGUAUUGACAGCGCUAAGUGUUUUAGAAUAAUCGAAAAUUUCAUGUGAUUGAUAAAUGUAUUGCCAGCCCAUUAAUAUGCGAUAAUCAAACUGAAAAUAUUGUAACUCAUACAUACACAAUUAGGAAAAUAUUUCAAACAAAGCAUAACUGUAUUUAAUUAUUGCCAUUGUCUCCAAUUGUGGUUUUAAUCAUUCAAAUAAAGUAUAUUUCAAAAACCCCCAGUGUUA
Messenger RNA from Drosophila rhopaloa, 4338 nucleotides. RefSeq names its product protein unzipped (gene uzip). The coding region runs from base 235 to 1749 and encodes 504 amino acids. NCBI's taxonomy places the organism in Eukaryota, Metazoa, Arthropoda, Insecta, Diptera, Drosophilidae. The record is from RefSeq and is a predicted model, not a curated record. The transcript is spliced from 6 exons.